Messenger RNA from Hymenoscyphus albidus, 652 nucleotides. The record is from the annotation of a GenBank genome assembly. Lineage: Eukaryota; Fungi; Ascomycota; Leotiomycetes; Helotiales; Helotiaceae.
AUGGCUCUGCCAAGGUCAGUUACACAGCGGGACAAGAAGAUACAUCAUUUAUUGUCUGCUAAUUUCGUCAGGCCCAUCGCUCAACUUUCUCAUCCGGAACUUACAGGGUGACAUGCUCUUCAUAUAACCCCUUCUACACAGACUCAAAGUCCAAGGAAGAACUCCCGACCUAUAUUCAAAGUAUUGGGAACAAAACACGCCUUCCACCCGAGAAAAUUCCAAAUAUCCAAUCGUCAUACCCAAAGCGCUUCUGGUCAACAUUGGCAACCAUAACGAGCUCCAUUGGAUACCUUCUCCUACUCAGGCAGCGUCUUCUCGUAAGUGAACUCAAUUUCGUCCCCUCACUUUGUCAAAACUAGCAAUUUGGUCCUAACUCUACAUACUUACUACACCCAAAUCUAAUUCAACAGAGUUCCACGAAAAGUACCUUUGGGGCUGGUAUGGCGAACUCUGGUGUCUUGCUUUAGCAACGAUUCCGUGGUUCAUCAGAAUGCUGUACCUCGGAAUACUAGACGAUCCAGAGGAGCAGAGACUCGUGAGGAUAAGGGAUUUCCAUGUCCUGAAGCAAGGACAUGUCUUGGGUGAUCCGGAGAAGUGUAAAGAUAGUAUGCGGCUCCGUGUUCCCGACGAAAAUGGAGCCUUCAUCGAAUGA